This is a messenger RNA of Coniophora puteana RWD-64-598 SS2, 4505 nucleotides long. RefSeq lists its product as uncharacterized. NCBI's taxonomy places the organism in Eukaryota, Fungi, Basidiomycota, Agaricomycetes, Boletales, Coniophoraceae. Gene Ontology annotation, biological process: actin cytoskeleton organization. The record is from RefSeq and is a predicted model, not a curated record. Gene Ontology annotation, molecular function: actin binding. Bases 194 to 3319 code for a protein of 1041 amino acids. The transcript is spliced from 4 exons.
CCUCAGUCGAGCACCCGCCCCUCCUCCUCGUCGCCAACACGAUAGCCGUCGUCGAGGCAGACCACUCAAACACUCCUUUCAACGCUGCUGCUCGACAUAUCCACAAUCAUCAUCCACAAUCCACCAGCGCAGCCCCUUCCUUUGCCACGUUUCCUCCCUCCCUUGUUUUUCUCUUUUCGGUCACGACCAGUCCAUGGCCGUUCUUGCACCACAAGAUUGGCAUCCACCCAGAGAUCACCAAAUGGAACUGAGCCCAAACUCGUCUGUCUCCCCCCGCCAGCGCACCUCCCCCGCCAACGACCCCGCAACACCGACUACCCCCUCCGCACCAGGCCCACAGCACCAGCAGCCCUACGCGUACCCGCACCAGCAGCCCCCGGCAGGCUGGCCCGUUUCGGGACAACCCUACUACCCUCAGUUCUACCAAAACCAGCAGCCCUACGGUAUUCAUGCACACCCAGGUCACGUACCCCCGCAACCCGCCCACCCGGGUCCUUACUACGACCACAACGCCCAGCUCGCCCAGUGGGCCUACCAGCAGAUGAUGUACAACCAAGCCCAUCAGAUGCAGCAGCAACAGCAGAUGCCCCCGCCCCCGCAUCAGCAACACCACCCCCCGCACACGCCCCAGCGCAGCGCGUCGAAUAACCCCGCGACACCGUCCGAGUACUUUGGGCCCCCGAACCAGAUGUUCAGCCCCUUCCCGAGCGGCACGCCCCCGCCCCAUCAGCAAAACGGCCAGUUUCAGCAGCCACCGCAGCAGCAACAGCCGCCGACACGCACCGGCUCGGCCGAGGGGCAGCAGCACAACGGCUUCCACCCCUAUCGCCGGCCGAAUCGCGGUGGUGCUGGCGGCGCUGGCCCGGCCAGCGAAGACUGGCGAGCAGGCGCGCAGCCGCCUCCGCCGCCCCCUGGGGGUGGCGCUUUUCAGCCGCCGUAUGCGCGCGGGGACGCUUCGGCGUCGUCGUCCUCGGUCAACUCUGGCUCGAGCGCGCGGGAGCACAACAACAAUAACAAUGGCAGCCCGCGCCAGCGCACGAGCAGCACGCAAGGAUCCGCGAAUGGGCAUGGCCCCGGCAACGCGGGGAGUGUCCGCGGCGCGCGCCCGGGCCAGUCGCCCACGCCACCGCCGUCGCUCCCCGAUACGCCGCGUUCGCGCACGGGCAGCAACUCGUCGGCGACGAGCGCACAUGCGCAUGCGGCUGCGCACGCCGCGCGGCCGCAUCCGCACCACCGGACGGGGUCGUCGUCGUCGGCCACCUCUGCAUCGGCGCCGCGCCCUUCUGGUGCGAGCGCGAACGGGUCCUCCUCGACGGCGAUGGCGACGGCCGCCGGCGGCGCGGGGGCGGUGGCACCCGCUGUGGCGCGGCAGGCGCGGCCGUCGCCGUUGUCGCAGGGGAGCUUUACUGCCGCGGAGAAGCGGAUGUCGCGGGACGACAGCGAUCUGCAGGGGAUGAUGGCGGAUGAGCGGGGCGGGGAGCGCGCGCACCAUGGGCAUCGUGGGAUCAAGGGCCGGUUGAGGCGCGCGUUGUCGUUGAAUGCGACGCAGACGCUGCAGGACGAGGACGAGGAUGAUGCGAGCUCGACGAAGGCGAAUGCGCCGGGGCGCAGGCCCGCGAACGGUGCUGCUGCUGCUGCCGGCGGCGGCGGCGGCGGCGGUGCUUCUGGCGGGCCGAGCACGGGUGGGAGUUCUGUGGCGAUGACGAGCACGACGGAUGCGGCGGACGCGGCGUCGACUGCGACGCGGCAGACGAAGAAGCGGUCGCGCGCUGCGUCGCUGUUCAAUCCGAAGCUGAACGCGUCGACGGACAAUAUCUCGCUGUCGUCGACGAUGUCGUCUGCGUCGAUGGUGAUCCGGAAGCUGGGGUCGAUCGGGAAGCUCGCGCGGCGCAAUUCGCUCGCGGGGAUUACGAGUCUGUUCAAGGACAAGGAUAAGGAUAAGGGCAAGGACACGAUGGAGGAUCUGGAUAAUGAUGAUACGCCGAUCGGGGCGGAUCUGGAUGCGGGCGAGCGGAAGAAGGGCAAGAAGAUGAAGAAGAAGGGCGGCGGCGGCGGUGGCAAGGACGUGGGUGGCAGUGGGAGCAAGGGGAGUGCGGCGGAGCCGAGUGUGUCGCAUGCGCAGGCGGAGCUCGAUCGGUCGAGCGAGUGGAGCAAUGGCGGGGAGAUGACGGGGCUCAGUCCGGCUGCGAAGCUGGCGAGGCAGCAUACGCUCAAGAGCAACGCGGAGGCGGCGGCCAAGGCGAAGGCGCAGCAGGAGGCUGCUGCCGCUAUUGCUGCUGCUGCUGCCGCGGCGGGGGGGAAGCAGAACGGCGGGGUGCCGGUUCCGGGGCCGUGGGAGCGGAACACGACGACGGGGCGGGACGGCGGGGGGCAUGGGGGUGUGCGGGUGAGCGAGGACGGGAGCCGGAUUGUGGAGGAGGACGAGGAGAGCGAUGAUGGGCAUUAUUAUGGGUCGCGUUCUGGGGGCCCGCAUGAGGGCUGGGACGACGACGAGUGGCCGGAGGAUGAGGACGAGGACGAGGCGACGAUUCGGAUGGAGCGGACGCAUAUUGGGGGGAGCGAUGGUGCGGAGGACGGCGAGACGGUUGCGUGGGCGCAGAAUAUCCGCCGGAGCGUCGAGCGCAAGAGGCAGCCGACCAAGGGCAUUUUGAAAGGCAAGAAUCGUGCCGAAGGGUUCAACCAGGAGGUGUAUCUCGCCGAUUCAGCGAAUGUGCAGACGCGGGGUCGCGCCAACUCGGAGAACACGCGGCCGGGGCAGGCGCUCUCGGAGACGCCGUCGCUCACGCAUAUUCCGUCCUCGGACCCGGACCAGAUCGACGGGCUGCACAGGCACUCGUCGACGUCGUCGCACCGCUCUAGCGGUGCCGGCUCUGGCGCGGCGUUCCAGCUGCCGCCCUUGACGAUCGACACCGAAGGGCUUAGCGUCGACUCGCCCAAGGAAAUCACGGGCAGUGCAACUACCACUCCGACGACGGCGACAACGACGACUCCGGGCUCGGGGCGGUCCUCGCCGCAAAAGGGCAUGUUCACGCUGUCGAACUCGUCUGCGCCCGUGCUGUCGAGCAUGCCGCUGUCGCCGCCCGCGGGGCUGACGCACCGGUCCGCGACGACGCCGGCGAAGCGGCUGGCGUUUGCGAACAAUCUGUCGGUGUACGACACGUUUUCGCCGCAGAUGUACGACCGGCGGAGCGAGCCGGCGACGUGGAGCCGGCUGACGCCCGCGCUGGCGCAGCAGAUUAAGGAGGAGCUGAAUUCGUUCAAGAUGGAGGAGAUGGAGGUGCAUGCGUCGAGUCGGAUGCACACUCAAUUUUUCAUUUGAGGAUGGGUAUACUCCCUCUUCUCCCGGCAUACCUCCUAUCGGAUUUAGCGUUCUCAAGGAUCCCCUCAUUCACCCCCAUCUAAAACACACCCGCCCAAGAUAUAUCUGACACUCCUUUUGGCUGCAUCGUUGUCUGGAUCACAAUUUAUCGUCCAUCGUCCUCUCAUACGCAUUCGCCGUUGUUUUCUCUCUCUCUCGCCUUCUCGCCUUCUCGCCUAGUCUCUCGUUCCGUCCAUCUCCAUCGACAUCUCUGUUAUAGUUCGUCCAACUCCCCCAUCAAUCCACCCAUCCUUCACAAUUAUACCCUACACCUGUAAUCAUACCGUGGCAGGCGCCCCGCUUCACCUCCUUCCCUUCUUUUUCAUGCCCUUCUUCUGGUCGUUGUCCAGUUCUUUUUUGGCACUGCUCUCUGCUCUCCGGUUUUCUGCUUCUCUCCUCUCCUCGUUGCUCGCUGUCGCUUGUCCAGGAGCGAGGAUCCGUCAUUCGAGGGAUAUACCCGGGGUAUUCCAGGGGAAUUUAGAAGCAAGAUGGGAGGCAUGGGACGAUGAACGAUCUCGCCCUGAUAUCAAGCCAAGGACAGUCAAGUCCAGGACAGGAAAGAAGAGGAGAGGAGAAGAGAGGAAAGGAGGGAGAGGGAGGUAUAUAUGUUGUAUAUAACCCUUCUCCGGGGCUCUGGCAGACUCGACGAGACACAACGCUCACUUCAAGUUUUUUUCUUUCUUUUCUUUUUUCUUUCUCUGUUUCAUUUUUUGUUCACCUUGUUUUGUUUGUUAUUCGGGCGUCUUGCUCUGCUUGGCGUUCGAAUGGACUCUUCCGCUCGUUGUCUCUGUUUUCAUCUCUUUUUCUUACCCAUUUCUUUCUUCUCUCGCCCCCCUUUUUUCUCAAAGGAAUGCAGCCUGCCCGCUUUAUACGCACACACACAAAGAGGAAUCGAUCCCCUUGCUCCUAUAGCUAACGUAUAUGCUUAGUACUUAUAACCAUAACCGCAACCAACCAACCAACCAACAACAACACGCAAUCACCCAUCCGCCCAUCCAACCCACCACACAUACACUCACCAUGUGCAUCUUUUCCUUUUCUUUUUCUCGUUCCAUCUGAAUCUCUCUCUCUCUCUCUCGCCCUCUCUUUCUCUCGUCCAAUACAAUCUCCCCAGCCCCUCUCCUCCUAACGUUAUAUAUGUCCGCCC